AUGGCGUGCCCGCCAAGCCCUAUUGCUGUCCCGGACGCCCAGCAGCACAACCCGGUUGCGCUGCUGCCGGACGCAUGGCCUUUUUCGCCGAUCGCCAGCCGUGCAGAUCAGGCCCCAGCCGGCACGGCCAGCAGCAGCACGAGCAGUGCCGGCCGGGGGAUGGGCGAAAGCAACAGCACCAGCAGUGAUGAUGACAAGUCACGCUGCGCUAACGACUGCUACUCUGCCGCCUGUGGGCCUGCCAGCAGUGACAAGGGGCCCUGGCUCAACGUGCGCGCCCCUGAGUGGGUGCCGCACGGCGCUGAAAGCUUGCCAGCGACGGCAGCACGCCCGCGGCAGCAGGCGCCCGUGGCAAUGGCGCCGCAUGCGUCGCAGGACCAGCUGAAGCUGCAGUCCCGCAGCGGCCAGCCUCAGCAGGGUGUGCGCGCGCUGCAGCUUCGCGGCCGACCACAGCAACAGCAGCAGCAGCAGCAGGAGCAGCAGCAGCAGCAGCAGCGGUCACAGCAGGCGCCGGUGCAUGCUUCGCAGCAACAGGAGCAACGGCCGCAGGGCAGCGACGAGCGCUUUGGUGGGCCCAUGAAGCAGCAGCAGGACAACGCAGCUCGCCGCCAGGUCGACCUGCAGCGGGCGUUGGAGCAGGCGCGGGAGGGCCUGGCGGGGCUGCUGGGCCAGCGCGCCCUGCUGAUGCGCGCCGUCAGGCGCUGCACCGAUUGGCAGGCGCAGGCGGAGGAGCAGAGCUGCGGCGAGCACGCCAUCAGCAGCGAUGCCGCCGGCGGCGCCAUGGCUCCCGAACCUGCCCAGAGCGAGCACGAGGCGGCGCUGCGGCCGCAGGAGGUGGUUGAGCUGGCGCGCCUCCUGGAGGAGGGGGCCGCUGCCGGCGAGGGUAAGGGCGCCGCAGCAACUCCCUCUGCUGGCUGGCUGGCUGCGCUGGCAGAGCUGGUGUCCCAACACGCAGCCGAGGCGCAGGCCGAGUUCCAGCAGCUGGCGCAGUCCUACCUCAUUCUGACGCAGCAGCUGGGGAUCCCGCCCUGCGCCGUGCCAGAGGCGGCGUGGCGUGCGGCAGCACCGGGGCAUGUGCCUCCGGCCGCGCCGGCGCCCACAUCAGCCGGCAUGUCCAUCCCCUCUGAUUUGGAGCAGGUGCGCGCCAUGUGCGCCGACCUGAUGCGUCGCGAGGCCGAGUACGCGCGUGAGGUGCGCAUGCUCAACGAGCGCAACCGCCAGAACUGGCAGGAGGCCUGCGCGUGGCAGGCCGAGGCGCGCCGGCUGGGUGGCCUGGUGCAGGGCCUGCACGAAGACUUCCAGUGGACGGGAGCCUUCCAGUUUGGCAUCCCUCACGAGUGGUACUCGGAGCUCAACUGA
This is a messenger RNA of Monoraphidium neglectum, 1359 nucleotides long. RefSeq lists its product as hypothetical. The transcript is spliced from 3 exons. Bases 1 to 1359 code for a protein of 452 amino acids. NCBI's taxonomy places the organism in Eukaryota, Viridiplantae, Chlorophyta, Chlorophyceae, Sphaeropleales, Selenastraceae. The record is from RefSeq and is a predicted model, not a curated record.